GAGAAGCUUUUAGGCUUUGUACAGAUCGUUGACAAGAAGACCAUCUCCUCGCUCAGUACAAAGGAACGCCGUUUAGUGAUGGAACCACAACCCUGCCUCGCGAAGAAGGGUGCAAGGUGGACACACCACUCAUAUUUUUUGUGGGUGGUGCACCCCUUGCCCGCUCGAAUUUUAGCGGACGAAUUAGGAUACGGUUAGGGUCAGAAACGUCUUUUGAGUGCUGGUGGCCCAGAAGAAGUCAUUUUUGCGCGAGAGAGACAUAGUUAGACGUACCUGAACUCUGGACAACCCCUAAAGACCCAGAUGGUGACACUGACAAGUUAGAACCCAAUACAUGUACUCUGGAAGGGCAUCCCAUCUUUUUGUGUGGUCAUUGAAUAUUUUGUGCCCUGACCUCUAUAUGGUGGUAAUAGUGUCACAUGCUCGAGUUGGUGCCCCGGCAGGAGAUGAAAUAGUGGUUGGAAGUGUCUCAAAAAUGGCCCCCCUUGGAAAGUUAGUUGAAGCAGUGUGUAUCAGCUGGUGGUAGCUACACAUAGAGAGAUGGCCAGUACUCGUUCCCGACGAGAUGUCCAAGCCAGUUCUCCCAGCCGGCAGCAGUCAGACGUGGAGGACCCUGGCAGUGACAGUGACUACUCCCCCGGAUCUCUCAUCAUCGACAUGGGAACUGACGAGGCAGUGUCGUCAGCCCAGUCGUCUCCCCCGGUGGUCCAGCCUUUACCCAGCUCCCCCUCCCCCUCCACAUCCUCCUCUGCCAACAGAGGAGGCAAGCGAUCUCUGGCCAGGAGACAGUACAACACUCAUUCUAAUAGAAUGGUGUUCACUGGUGUCAGUAUCAGAGGACAGAUCAACGUCAUGCAGACAGGCCACAGCCAGCCAGUAGAUCGUCUGGACCUGUACGCCUUUGGCUGGGGAGAUUUCUAUCUCGACAUCGUCACUCGUCGCUCCCACUCUUCAUUCCCGUCAGAAACAUCUACGAGAAGGUCAUCCCGGGCCUAAAGAGAAACGUCCUCUCGGCAAGAAUCUCAAAACUCCAGGUGAAGAGUGAAGCGCUCACGGAGCCGUACAUAUCAUCCAUGAAGAAGAUGGGGUUGGUGGUGACGGGCGCGUCGCAUUUCGUGGGGAUUGCGGACUUUGUCAAAAUCUGUCGCUACUUUCACGUUGAACCACCGGGCAUUCUGACGAAAUUUGGUACCAUUACUUCUGAGAUUGAUCCGGAGGCCGUACUGCGAUCGUUUUCUGGGAAUCAGACGUUUGGGUCUCUGACAGGAGAUGACAACGUGAGCAGGGUGACGGGGUCGACCCUUAAUCAGUCAGGUGGAAUGGCAUCGCUGUUGGGUGGUGGGGGAGGGGGAGGGGCGGUGGAGGGAGAGAGGCCUAGCAGCAGAGGGUCUUGUGUAAGUGGUGACAUAUCUUCCAGUCCUGCCAAUGCCUCCGAGGAAGUUGAUAUUCGUCGGUUGGCGUUGGCUGGAGGAGGGAGAGUAACAGUGGUGGUGAGAUCUGGUGAAUCCUACCUGUUGAAGGUGGAGCUGCCCUCAAUCCUUCCCUCCCACAGUAGAGACGUCCUCGAGACCAUCCGAAGAACGUAUGGUAUAACGGUGCUGCAUGCCAGUAAGGCCGAGAUCAGUCUCCUCAAGAACAAGGGAGUUGUGGGUGGGAAGGCGGGUCGGUGUGCCCUGUUCUCUGCCAGAGAUGUCUGCCAGAUGUUCCACCACUGGAAGACCUCUCCUCCUCCUCCACUGGCUGAACUGGCCGAGGGAAAACUGCCAAGUGAGAGACUGGACAGUAUGACCUUCCCUCCCUCCUACCCUCUGUCUUCUUACGGCUUCCCUCUAGAGGACCUUCCCUCUUUCCCAGACGUCUCCACCACACUCCCCCACUCCUCCUCCACCUCCUUCACACCCUCACACCCUCCCACCAACCUCUCUCCCUUCUCCGCCCUCCCACCAGCGGCUCCAACCUCUCAUCACCAAACUCACAGCUCACACGUCGUGCCACGCCUCUCCCAUCCUCCCUCCAUCACAUCCUCACCUUUCCCCCUCUCCUCCCAGCUCUCCGCAGAUCAUUUCCAACAGCCAAUUCAGUUGCUUCAAUCCGUCUCACCCUCCCAGUUCCCCCCACCCUCACAACCUCCCUUCUCCACUUCCCACUACCCACUCCCCAUACCGUCACACGCUCUCUUCUCCACACCCUCACACCCUCCCUACCCCACUCCCCAACCUCACCACCAGCGGUCGAACUUCGGUGGAGGUCGCGACGUCUUGGGGAUUCCCCCACCAAUUACCACUAAUUAUCCAAUGAUGGGACUGAACCAAGUGGGGAAACCCCCGGUUGUUACCAGUGUUGAUUACCCGAGGACUCCAGUCAAGAUGGAAGGUGGAGGAGGGAGGAAGCGAAGCCUAAGUACCACUGGACCCCCUCUUGAUGACCAAGAGCUGGACUAUGUGGCUAUGGUGUGGGGAGAGCAUCGGUUGACUCUGGUGUGUCCUCCGGGUGGAGCUGAACCAUUCCUCGCCAUUCCUGAACUGGUGGACAAGAUCUUCCAUAACAGAGCUCAUGUCAGUGCCCAGAGGAGAAAUGAACUGGGCAUUACCACCCUCCCUGCCACCUCUCUACAGAUGCACAUCCUCAGAGCUAAAGGCAGCCUCGAUGCAUUCACGGGGAAUGCAAAGUUGGUGAGUCUGAGUGGAGCAGUCAAGUUGGCUGCAGUCAGUAACAUUCAGAUCCCAGGCACCGUCAUACAGAUGAUCAGGAAAUUCUGCAAGGAGCCUCUGGAAUCCAUCAUUACUCCAGCUGGGUUUGCCCCUGCCACUCACCCUCCCUCCUCCUCCUCCUCCUCCCUCCUCCCCUCCAUAUCCUCGUACUAUUCUCCCUCCCACUCCCCACAGUCCUCACACCCUCACUCCUCACAGUCCUCACAUCCUCACUCAUCACCAUCCUCACAUCCUCACUCGUCACAGUCCUCACACUCCGAACCAUUCUCACAAGACUCGGGGUCGUCUUACCCCACUGGAGUAGCAGGGAAAAGAGUAAAAGUCGAAGGAGGGACCAAACCCGUAACGAAGUCGGAGACUAAAGGGGCUUCCCCUUCUAAAACGGCAGUUAAAUCGUCAAAUGAUGAUUCCGCCACGAGUGUUAGCCCUCACGAUGGAGUACCCCAACAUCCAGACCUUAUUGAUCCUGGGUCCAGCUUCACAAAUACCGUUGAUGGGACGUAUUGUCUGGUGAAAUGGGGAGCACAGAGACUGGCUCUUCUCAUCGGCAGUCAGAGAGUACACUACAUGGGCCUCUACCAGAUAUUCCAGGCCCUGUUCAAGCAGUACGUGACGAGAAUGAACUUCAAGAUGAGGAUGAGGAAACUGGAGAUCAAGAGCAUCCGCGCUGCCUCGAGCGUCCGUCAGGCACUCAUCAAUCUGGACGCCCUUCCUCAGUCUUCCCCUGUCUGUGGUCUCAUCAGGGUGUCCGAGGUGGAGAGGCUUGCUCGCUCGUACGGCAUCGAGCCUCCACAGGUCUUGUACGACGUGUUCUUACUGCGACACUCGGACCAGAAGCAACUCCCUAAUUACACGCGGAAGACGCAGGGGAGGGCGGUAAGAAGGACUCGGUUUCAGCGGGUACGAGCAAUUUGGGUCAAUUACGGCAGGGGUUGCAGGAGCGGUGGGGUCCAACUCAGAUGUUGAUGAGAGAGCAAGCAGCGUUGAUGGGGUCACUGCCAUUUGGCAGUAGUGGAAUUGAUUCAGGGAGAUCCAAUUUCACCACGUCACAACCGUCUCCACCACCAACUACGACUCAUUCUAUGGUUAUCACCACUGCUGCUGGGGACAAAGAUGCUCUCAUGGUCUCGGUUCCACGCCAGGCACUCACAUCUCGUUUCCGUCUGGUAUCGCGGCCGGUAGCUCCUCCAGGACUAAUGACAGGGUUUCACUCGUCUCGACCCUCGUACCCUCCCCUGGUCCCUAGGGGUUCAGUUCUGCACAGUCUCGCCAGAAAGAUCUCUCAGAAGAGCAGAAAACUAGGGAAGGGAAAGACAUCUGGAGUGGGUGCUGUGAGGAGCUGUCCAAAGUGUCACUAUGUGAAUCCGGCCUCGAAGAAGAGAUGCAGCGGCUGUGAGGAGUUCAUAGUCGGUCGUCACUGCCCCAGUUGUGGCACUCUCAACCACAACAGAACACGGGAGUGCUUCAAGUGCAACGCCAUCAUCGAAGAUGGCGAGGGAGUGAGGUACAGGACGGGAACACCAGAAGACAGUCUAUCUCCAGAGUAUCCCCUCUCUCCCCACUUCUCCCCUCCUCCCAUUCGGAAUGCCGCUCUCAAGAGCAUGUUCCCUCAGGACUCGGGGAAGACUGAGGACUCUGGAGUGGUGACAAAGACCAUGUUCUCGGGAAACCUUGCCUCGUCUCGCAAAUGUGUCGAGUGCGGACAACUCAACUCCAAGAUGGCAAAGAAAUGUCUACAGUGCCGGUCACCCUUACAGGGUCGGCCGUGUCCUCAGUGCAAUAGACCCAACCACAGUCACAGUACAGAGUGCUACAAGUGUGGCCACUCUCUUCCCUGCACCGCAACCAAGUGGGUCUACGUCGGCUCCAGCAGCAACAAAAUCUACAGAUCUCAAGAGAGCCACUCAUCAGCCAGAAUUUCAGCAGGUCUAAAGAACAGAGCGACCACUGUGUGUCUGAGAUGUAACAGACUCCGUAACAGCGGCAAGUUCACCUGUGGACGAUGUGGGGACAUGUACUGGACCAAGCCCGUGGUGGGUGGGGCCAGUGACAUCGUGGACACACCUAAUAGUGGGAGUUGCACUCAGAGUCACUCUUCAAAGAGAAAGAGGACGGGACUGGAGGCAAAUUGGAAUGAUGUUCCCUCAGAACCAGAUGCAGAGGAGAUGGUGUCGUUUGCCAGUAACCUACUGUGUCUGGGUGUUGGUGAGGGACUGCUGUCUCUGGUGAAUGAAGCUGAGACAAACGCCAGGGAGACUGUGCAUCAGGCCGAGGAGGAGCUGGAAGGAGUGGAAGAAGAGUACCAGGCCUGUGCAAAACGGAGAGAAGAGAAGGAGGGAGUUCUAAGUGAUGCCCGGGCAGAGCUAAAUGCCCUCAUAUCUGAAGUUGAGCACAGCACAAAGAGACUCUCAGAGCUUCAGAGAGAGGAAAAGAAUGCCAAGACCGUCACCAGCUCUCAUCCAGACACCAUCAGUCAUCUCAGAGAAAAGAUUGAAUGUGCACUUAGAAUUUUGACCACUUCAGUCGCCACCACUGUCACUAGUACUAUCAGUGAUAGUGUAGUUAUCAGUGAUAGUGCAGUGUCUGGUGGUUCAGAAAGCCCAUUAGCUAGUGGAGAUCCAGUACCAUCCGAUGAUGUGGAGAAUAUGGAUUCAGCUGAUCACUGAUCUUUAUUAUCACCAGUGGCGUCAUUUUUGUGUUUCAUUUCAAUAAAUUGUGAUUUUUCCUUUGAUGUAUUUUAUCAGUCUCAUACUUUAUUGCUUGCUUGCAGAGCAUUAAUUUUUCUGCACAUACAGCGGAUUUUGUAUAAGCGAAAUUAUAGGCAU
Messenger RNA from Geodia barretti, 5536 nucleotides. The record is from the annotation of a GenBank genome assembly. Lineage: Eukaryota; Metazoa; Porifera; Demospongiae; Tetractinellida; Geodiidae.